CACUUAUCCCAUUGGCUCCAAUCGCAGAAACUUCUCCUUCACUUCUUCUUGUGGUGGCGACGACACAGAGUCUUUUCCAACACAAGAAACGUUGCCACAAGUUGUCAGAAGUACCUGUUCGAGACUUUUCUCAGCAGAUUAGUUAGUCUGGCUAAUAUCAAAAACCCUCUAAAAGGAAGCGUUUAAAAGUAGCCUUGUCAGAAAGGCUAACCAGCACCAAAGAAACCAACCAACACCAGGGCCACUGGAAACUCUACUCCUCUCUUGGACCGUGCUGUCAGCAUGGCGGAAAAGCCUGCGCUAGACAGCAACGAGGACGGAGCCUGGCUGGCUGAGGGUCAGUCCGAAACUCAGCUUAUGGGUGGUCCUGAUGGACUUGAGGCAAAUGAUGCAGACAGGCCAGCGUGGGACUCCAAGAUCCAGUAUGUGUUGGCCCAGGUGGGGUUCAGCGUGGGCUUAGGGAAUGUAUGGAGGUUCCCGUACCUUUGCCACCAAAAUGGAGGGGGGGCCUUCAUGCUGCUGUAUGUUUUUCUUUUGGUGAUUGUGGGGGUCCCACUGUUUUUUAUGGAGUUGGCAGCUGGCCAGAGCAUUCGGCAGGGCAGCAUCGGUGUAUGGAAGCACAUCUCCCCUAAACUGGCAGGGAUUGGCUACUCCAGCUGCAUGGUCUGUUUUUACGUGGCCCUGUACUACAAUGUUAUCAUUGCAUGGAGCCUGUUCUAUAUGGGUAAUUCUUUUCAGUAUCCUCUGCCAUGGGAGCAGUGUCCAGUUGAUGUGACCACUAAUGAUACAGUUAAAGAAUGUGCAAGUAGCUCCCCGACGUCCUAUUUCUGGUUUCGGAAAGCUCUCAACAUCACGAAUUCCAUCGAAGAAUCCGGAGAGUUUAACCCCAUCAUGACAGGUUGUUUGUUGGCUGCUUGGGCAAUUGUCUCCUUGGCUAUGAUCAAGGGCAUCAAGUCCUCUGCAAAGGUGAUGUACUUUUCCUCAGUCUUUCCCUAUGUGGUGCUCUUUAUUUUCCUCAUCAGAGGGUUGAUGUUGGACGGUGCGAUGGAAGGAAUCACCUAUAUGUUUUAUCCUAAACUGGAAAUCUGGGGUAAUGUGCAGGUGUGGCGACAGGCUGCCACGCAGGUGUUUUUCGCCCUUGGCCUGGGCUAUGGCUCUGUUAUCGCGUAUUCCUCCUACAAUCCAGUCCACAACAACUGCCACAGGGACGCCCUGAUGGUCUCCGCCAUCAACUUCAUGACCUCUGUGCUGGCCUCGCUGGUGGUUUUUGUCGUGCUGGGUUUCCGUGCCAAGACCAUCGCACAACGCUGCAUUGCUGAAAAUCUUGGUGCACUAACAUCCAUGACAUCCCAUGGAUCUAACCAGCACUGGUGGCCUUGGUUCAAUAUGACAGAUCCAAGCUCUGUGUCUAUAACUGACUACAGAGAGUGGUACAGUCACUACAGCUCCAUGGUGGGUCCUAACAUCACUGACUGCAGUCUGGAGAAGGAGAUGAAUAAGGGUGUUGAGGGGACAGGUCUGGCAUUCAUAGCGUUCACUGAGGUGAUGGCCCUCUUCCCAGCCAGCCCCUUCUGGUCCACUCUGUUUUUCCUAAUGCUGCUCAACCUGGGCCUCAGCACCAUGUUUGGGACCAUGCAGGGAAUCCUCACACCCCUUAUGGACAAUUUUAGCCUCUUGGGACGCCACAGGACCAUACUCACUGUGUCCAGCUGUGUGUUAGGGUUCAUGAUAGGACUGUUGUUUACUCAGCGCUCGGGCAACUAUUUUGUGACUAUGUUUGAUGACUACUCAGCAACCCUGCCAUUAGUCAUCGUAGUCAUUUUUGAAACCAUCAGUGUGGCGUGGGUUUAUGGAACUGAUCGCUUCCUGGAUGAUAUUGAAGUCAUGCUCAAAUGGCGCCCUCCGGUGGUGUACAAAUAUCUUUGGAAAUACGUCUGUUUACUGGCGAUGGUUAGUCUUCUGGCUGCCAGUUUGUUGCGCAUGGUCUUGAAAGGCCCUACGUACACCGCCUGGAAUCAAAGCACAGCCUCUGAGAUGACUCUCGAGUACCCUGGCUGGGCCCUGGCUAUGAUCGUCAUGCUCAUAGUCUUUGCUAGCUUGCCUGUGCCCGUUGGCUACAUCCAUUCCAUGCUGAAAAACCACCAGGUGCGUAACACUCACCCCGCAGAGGGAGGCGGCCAGGAGCUGCACCGUGACCUGUAUGCCAAGUGCAACUCUACCGAGCAGCUGGAUUCCAACUCCCUCCUCCAAGUCCCCUCUGAGGAAGACGAGGCCCGUCUCAGGACUGCCUUCCUGCCCGCAGGCAGCGAACACUACCGGCUCCUGCCCCAGCAGGAGGAGGAAGAUGAGGAGCAAGAUACAGGAGUGUGAGCACAGCGGCCGGAGGGUCAUUGUUUGUGAAAGGACAAAAUGUUGAAGCUUCGGUACAAGCAAGACCCUGAGAGAGAAAGAGAGAGAGAGAUGGCAGAGUGAAGGGAGGACGUUUGUGAAUGGAAUUAUAGUUUAUCAGAGGAAGAGUCUUUGGGUCGUACCCUGUUGUCAUAUUCAAGCAAGUUUUACAUUGCUGACAAACCAAAGUUAUUUUAACUAUUUAUAUUAGUGAAGGUACAUUACCAGUCAAAUCAAAAGCUUUUUAGACUGUGUAGUUAUGAAACUACAACUUCAGCUCCUCUUUGUACAUCCCUCCAUUCAUUAUCUGAACCACUCAUGUUGUUCACAAA
Molecule: messenger RNA, 2720 nt
Organism: Lates calcarifer (barramundi perch)
Lineage: Eukaryota; Metazoa; Chordata; Actinopteri; Centropomidae
Gene: slc6a16a
Product: solute carrier family 6 member 16a
Biological process (GO): sodium ion transmembrane transport
Cellular component (GO): membrane
Source: RefSeq, a predicted model, not a curated record